This is a messenger RNA of Lagopus muta (rock ptarmigan), 9611 nucleotides long. RefSeq names its product protein phosphatase, Mg2+/Mn2+ dependent 1L (gene PPM1L). The record is from RefSeq and is a predicted model, not a curated record. Gene Ontology annotation, molecular function: cation binding; protein serine/threonine phosphatase activity. Gene Ontology annotation, biological process: protein dephosphorylation. The coding region runs from base 171 to 1253 and encodes 360 amino acids. Lineage: Eukaryota; Metazoa; Chordata; Aves; Galliformes; Phasianidae. The transcript is spliced from 4 exons.
CCCCCCGGGGCGCCGGCCGGAGCGGGGAGCCGCGGGGAGCGGGACUCGGCGCUGGCCGCCUGCCGGCCGCGCCCCGGCCGAGCAUGCACUGAUCCGCUGCCUCGCCUCGAGCCUGUCCCGUCCGCCGGGAGCGCGUUGCAUGGUGUGGGGAUACACGGUCUCGAUAAUAAAUGAUAGAGGAUACAAUGACUUUGCUGUCUCUGCUGGGUCGGAUCAUGCGUUACUUCUUGCUCAGACCGGAGACCCUGUUCUUGCUGUGCAUCAGCCUGGCUCUGUGGAGUUAUUUCUUCCACACGGAUGAGGUGAAAACCAUUGUUAAGUCCAGCAGGGAUGCGGUGAAGAUGGUGAAGGGCAAGGUGGCCGAGAUCAUGCAGAAUGACAGGCUCGGGGGGCUGGACGUGCUGGAUGCCGAGUUCUCCAAGACCUGGGAGUUCAAGAGCCACAACGUGGCUGUCUAUUCCAUCCAAGGCCGGAGGGAUCACAUGGAGGACAGGUUCGAAGUAAUCACCGACCUGGUGAACAAGACUCAUCCCUCCAUCUUCGGGAUAUUUGAUGGGCACGGAGGAGAGGCAACAGCAGAGUAUGUGAAGUCCCGCCUGCCCGAAGUCCUGAAACAACAUCUUCAGGACUAUGAGAGGGACAAGGAGAACAGUGUGAUGUCCUAUCAGACUAUCCUGGAACAGCAGAUUUUAUCAAUUGACCGAGAAAUGCUGGAAAAAUUGACUGUAUCCUAUGACGAAGCAGGCACAACUUGUUUGAUCGCCUUGCUGUCAGACAAAGAGCUCACUGUGGCCAACGUUGGUGAUUCGCGAGGCGUGCUGUGCGACAAGGACGGGAAUGCCAUCCCCCUGUCACACGACCACAAGCCCUACCAGCUGAAAGAGAGGAAGAGGAUUAAAAGAGCCGGUGGAUUUAUCAGCUUCAACGGCUCCUGGCGCGUUCAGGGCAUCCUGGCCAUGUCCCGCUCCUUAGGAGAUUACCCUCUGAAGAACCUGAACGUUGUCAUUCCUGACCCCGAUAUUCUCACCUUUGACCUGGACAAACUGCAGCCAGAGUUCAUGAUCCUGGCAUCUGAUGGUCUGUGGGAUGCCUUCAGCAACGAGGAAGCCGUGCGAUUCAUCAAGGAACGCUUGGAUGAGCCACACUUUGGAGCCAAGAGUAUAGUUCUACAGUCAUUCUACAGAGGGUGUCCCGAUAACAUAACAGUGAUGGUGGUGAAGUUCAGGAAUAGCAGCAAAACAGAAGAACAGUAAUUACCAGUGGUUCUUUGCCUCGCCGAACUUAAAACAAACUCUUACAUUUUAAACAUAGUGGAAAGCUCUAGUAAAUCCCAUUAAGAUUCCACACAGAACAGAUUCCUCCGGGCUUUGUUCUUUGCUUAACAAAAGGAGCAAUACAACAAAUACAUUCUGUGUGAUGAUAAGAAUUAAGUUUCUUCACAAGCACCUGUCUCCUGUGACCUUGCUGCUCCUUAGAAGCCAACUGUAAUCUUUCAUUUCAGAAUUUCCUUUACAAAUCCCAUGUAUGCUUUUCAUUUCUCACCUCUCCUUUCUAAAAGGGGUUCGUUCAGACACACGGCAGGGUCAGGGCAGAACUGCUGCUUAAUAGCAACGAUAGGAAUGAUGUUGCUUUUUCACUCGUAGGUGUGACUGUGUUUCAGAACAAUGCUCUAAUGUUUCUCAUCUCUUUUUUAAUCUGUGCUGAUAAGGUCGUGUUGGAAAAGCUUGUAGUUGUUGGUCUGUUAUGAAGGAGGGAAAGGAGCCAACUGCCAGUCUGUUAUCACAGAACUGGCUCUCACACCUUGUUUUUUCCACCCUCAAUUAAACAAAUCCCUGCCAAGCAUGUGGUCAGGUAUAGCUACUGAAUUACCUGCAGACAGGUUUAUUCAGCCUGUGCAUUCCUUUAAUAACGUUUAUUCUAUGCCAUGUUGUAAUGUUAAGCUCCAUCAAAAUACUCCAAAGUCUGUCACCUUCUUUAUCAAAAAAAUAGCUCUCUCGUGAUAGAAGAAUGAGUGCCAUUCACUGGGACUCCUUCCUGUUAGGUUCCUGGCAUGGACUUUUCACAGUCAAGUAAGAAAACAAUGCAAGAUAAAAUUAAUUUCAUUAGUAUUUGCAAAACUAAUCAGAGCAGAGUGCUCUAUAGAGCUGCCUAGAUGGAAGCCAUGGCUACGAAAUCUUUGUACCGCUGCAGAUUAAUUUGUGGUUUUAAUCUGGGGGAAGACCACUGUAGGACUGAUUUUUGGCAUGGUGUAUAAAUGCCAGACAGUGUAAUUGCACUGUUCAGUUGAAAGCUUGUGAUAAAUCUAGAUAAAAAUAUUUUUUUAUCUAACUUUCAAUAUUUAAUUAUACUUUGGAAUCUGUGACUGUUGUCUAAGCUGUGCAUCUGAUAACUCAGUUGGCUGCUUCACAAGCAAGUGGCAGCAGUGCUGGUGUACAGGACGUGUUUCAGAGGAACACGUCAGGGCUGAGGUAGAUGGUAAUAUUUUGGGUGGCUUGCUUCCCUGUAUUACAUCCCCUGGGAUUCCUUCCCUUCAAAGCGUGGUCCUCUGGAUGAUCUGCUGAUCUCUUGUCCGCAGGGUAGUGGAGGCUCUCAGUCCUUGGGCCCUGAGCUAAAGCAGGGCUGUCACGUGGCAACUGACGCUGUCUGUUUCUUGAAGAUACACAAUCAAUUAGAUGAAAAACUGCCUUGUGCUUAUCACCCACCGGGAGUGUUUUCUGAGAAGGGGGCUUGCUGGUCUCAAAUGCUCUCAUCUGCUGUGGUUGUGCUGGGCAGGUAUGAUAUCUCUCAAGACAGAAAUGAAAGAGCACAAAUUCUGCUUUCCACUCAAGAAAGAAUUCUCAUCGUAAGCCUUUUCAGUUUGAUUUCUAGAUGAUCUCUUCCCUAACAACCUUCCUUUCUUUAGUUUGUUUGGGGAUCUUAGUGACAAGGGCACUGACGGCGCCCUUCCAAUUGUGUACAUGUCCUUACAUGUCUACAUUCUCUCCUUCAAAACUGUGAGUAGGAUUUUUGGGCUCUGAGUAAUGGUUAAUGCAUGCCAGUGAGCAACAGCAGCAAGAAAGCUUGCAGCGUGCUCUGAUACCCCCCUGCACUGCCCUCCCCAGAGGAUGGAAGGUUUCAGAUGUUUUUAAUCGCUUGAACAGGACGGACAGCAUUCAGUUAAUUUUAAAUGCAAUUGUGCAGUUAAAUGGAGAGGGUAACAAACGCUAAUAAUUGCAGACUGCUUCGGUUAUUUAAUUUUGAAAUAAGUAUUUGAGGUCAAAUGUUGCAAAAUGAGAACCUUGUGUGGUAUUUUCAUGGGAGUGCUUCAUCAUGGACUCAGUAAUGCUGCAGCAGCAGUAUCAAAACUGUGCUCUGGGCAGAGCUCACGGUGCGUGUAGCAUUUGCCUUUCCUUUCUCCUUCACAGAUGAUGUUUCUGUUGCACUGGCUUUUCUUUGUAGAACAGAGACUGGAUGUUUGUCAAACAGCUGCCCAGGGAAAAGAAGAAUUAGAUGUAGCAGUUCACAGAAGGCUAAAGCUGAGAAGUUUGUACAGCUGCUACAAAUCCUUCACAGGCAUUUGAGAAGUUGGAAGCAGAACAAUGGUCAGCUCCAAGAAAGAAAUGACAGACUAAUGCCACUUCAGAGGAAAGAUUCUGGCUGCCAGUAAACCUCUCUGCAGCUCACGUUCUCAAGUUAUCAAGUAUUGCUGAGGAAUUGCAGACCUUCUCUGGAGCACGGCUAGCCCUCUGCUUGCUCUAUUGAGAUGGAUGGGAAGAGGAGGUGAUGGGAAAUGUGUGUGUUCACAGACUGGCAGCUGCCAUGAGGAAGCUGUGGGACAGUGGCACAGUCUGAGAGUAAAGUGGGCUCCUGCAUGGCUUGCUGAAAGGGUUUAAGAAAACCCAGAGUACAGUACAAAAGUGUUUUGCAGACUUCAUUCAUUCACAUGGCCACCCAGUCAGUUACUGGAACAGCCCUAUUUCUACCUUUGAGUGUUUGCAGUUGCAACGGCAGCCAAUGUAGCACUUUUAAUUUUCUCUGCAACACUCCCACCUCUUUGGUAGCUCCCUUUUCUGGCUGAAGGUGUUCAGGCCAAUGACCUCUCGUAAGGCCAAAGCUACUUUAGGGCAUGGUGGUGAUGGGUUGAUGGUGGGACUAGCUGAUCCUAGAGGACUUUUCCCACCUUUACUGAGUCCAUGAUUCUAUACUUACAGCUACUUUAGGUUUAAAGAGAUGAAGGACUAAUGAAGAUAACAGGCUUUGUGCAUCAAAGAUGAAGGACUAAUGAAGAUGACAGGCUUUGUGCAUCUUCCUCACAUGCAGUGCCUACCCAUGUUACUCAUUAGAGGUCUUCUAAGAAGCUUGCUAAUCUGGUUCUAAGUUUCCAGUCAUGCUGAUUUGUGCCAAAUUCUGUUGUGUCACAUACAGCUGUUGGGUGACAAGAUAAGCUAAUGCACACAGUGCUGUACAGCCUGACAGAUCCCCCACUGCUCUGAUAUAUCCCAUCUAUCCUAUGUGCUACAUCUGGAAAGAAAUAUCCCCAGUGUCAGAGCUGUGCAACAGAACGUGUUCCAGCAUUGCAGAGGUAGCAAUUUCCACGCUCCAUCCAGUGCUGCUUUCCUGCCUAGGCUCCUGCCCAAAGAAGGGAUGCACAUUUUGGUUACAUCUCAGAGCUCCCUGAUUCCUGUGUUUGUAAAAGUCUUGUGAUGGUUAAGCCAGAGUAGGUCCAUCGGUGUCAUCUGUUCUUCAAGCAGGUGCUGAUAUAUUAAACUGCUGUCAAAGAGCAUCUUUUAUAAGGUCCGAUCCGAAAUAAAGAGCUUAGGCUCUUAGUGCCACUGUAAACAUCAGUGUAGCCCUGUGAUAGAGAUGCUGCCAUGUCGUGUGGAUGACGUACUGGUACGGCCUUAGAAAGGCUGCUCCUCCCGGCAGCGGCAGGGCUUCCAGCGCGGCCAUUGGCGCUCCCGCAGCGGACGGAAUGCCAGCCGUGGUCUCACAGCGCCGCCCAGCGGCAGGGAUCAGCGGUGAGCCCUGCUGGGCUGCUCUGCUCCGGUAGCGCGUUUGGAAAACGUGAUGUCGGAGUGCGUUGUGCCUUGAGCACAUGUGCGCUGUGAGGUUAAUGCGGACCGUCCUCCCAGCUGCUAAAGCAGCACAGAAAAACACGUGCAGCCAUAGGCAUAGCUAACAAAUGCGGGCAUUUGGUUGCUGAAACUGUGUGAAGCAGCCUGGCAUACCAUAACCAUGCCCUGCAUCCCCUGCCAGCUACUGACUUGUGAACAGAAGGUCAGUACCAAAACUACUGCUAUUACAGCAUGAUGCCUUUUACAUGCAGUAGAAUGAAAGUUGUGCAGAUUUUUGAGUACAGAAGGUCGUUAACUUAAACACCACGUCAGCCUGAAGUAACAGUGCUUGCUGCAUUACAUCACCUCAGAAUAUACGACACCCUGGCUUUAUAUACUAUGAAUCUAUCGCUAGUGUCUCUAAUAAUCACUUGAUAUAGAGAAACAUUUAGUGAAGGCUUAUAUCAAAGUAAAAACCCAGCUCGUCAGCUUGCAUUCUAGGCAGUAAGUUUUUAGGCCUCUAUCCUGCAGUCUGGCCAUACAAAACUGUGAGAUUAGAAGUAAGGAAAUUCUGCUGAAGUUUGACAACCAUUCAGACCAGAGCUGCUGCCCCUCAGUGCUGUCCAUGUGUAACUUACCUUUCUAAAUCCAUGGAGUCAUAUCCAAUGCUACCUAAUAAGAUAUUCACAAUUAAGUCUGUAUUGAUUUGAAUUUUAGUUACCUUUAUUUAUAUAGUACCAACAGGCUUGGGUAAGCAGCAGCUUUAAAUCCAGUUUUGCCCUAGGUAGCAGUGUCCUGGGCAUCAGUUUGUCUCUGGUUAUACAGAUGUUUUAGAUGUAUUUUGCUCUGUUAAGCAAAACGUGUGCUGCCAAAGCAGUUGAAGUUUGUCUAAAGCCAUAAAUAGAAGGUUAAGUCAAGAGCAAAUCUUAACUAACGUUUUGAAAUCCACGUUUAUGAGCAGGUCGGCUCCUAUAUCUGACAGUAAGGAUGAACUCUAAACUGGUUGAGCAAUAGGGAAAUGAAGCACUUGGUCCUGCACACAAAGGAUUAGCUGUGUCUGAAGCCUGUGGGGACAGUUAGCACUUCUUGGGACAAAGAUGCUCAGCAUUCCACUUCAGCCUGUAUUCCAGCAAGCUAAACAAGCCAUCAGUUUCAGUGUUACAGAGAUGUAGAUGUGGGACUGUCAAACAUUGCUCUGUGCAUUGCACUGUAGUCAGGGGUGUGAGAGUACUGCAGGUGCACUUUAACUGCAUGAGCUUUAAUCCUGGAAACAAUAACUGUCAUGAAGUCGGGCUGGACAGGCUGGCAGUCAAAUUCCUGCUCAGCACCCCAGCAAGCAAGGCUGUGCAAAUGCCUCCUCCACUGAUAGACUGUGACUGCAAAACCACUGCUACCCACAGUGCUUGGAAGUGCUCUCAAAGAACAACAAACUAAUUAGGAAAAUGAACUGCACAUGAGGAUUCUGUAAGGGCAGUGCAGAUGUUUCUUAGAGAAAAGCCUACAGAGCAGAACAUGCAAGAUAAGAAAAUCACAAUGUUUAAGCAAUUUGUCUUAGUGAAGGCAGCUUCCAUUGAGUGUAACAGUGCUGUUUUAUCUUAGAGGAGAGCCUCUUCAGGCUUCUUUUUAACAUUUUUUCUCUGAAAGCCAGAAGUGUUCUUAAGAUUACAUCUUCACUGCAAGGAGACUGCACUUUCCUCUUGCUUUAAGGACCACCACAACCAAAGCAUUACUGAGAGGAGCAGACAGGGCUUCAGGCUGUCGUCCCAGUCAGGCUGCAGGCUGGGAUGCACACAGCAGCCACACGCCAUCGUCACUCACUAUAAAAAAACUUUGUCCAGGUCAUCGGGAUUAAUGCGGCCUGGAAAAUUAAUGAGCUGCGUAGCAACUGUCAGAAGGCUGGAGGUAAACAGCGCUUAGAGACAGAAACUGUCCCAGCAGAGGUCACCUGGGGUGAACUCUGUGUUUUAAAGGCUUGUUUGACUGGAGGACAACGAAGUCCCAGAGCCCCAGCACUGCAGGUGGCCAGAGAGCCUGCUUUGGCACGGCUUGGACUAGAUGAUCUCUGGAGGUCCCUUCCAGCCCCUACAGUUCUGUGAGUCUGGGUGACUCUGUGAAACUGUGCUAUAAAACACAUUUCCUCCUACGAGUUGCAGGUUUGUAUGGACUAGCUGAGAAUCAUGUAACAGCAUUUCAAGGAGAGAAACUACUGAGAAAGCAAUUUUUAGAAACCCAGUAUGUGGACAGGGGGAAGGGGUGAGUUCUGUUUGCUUCUUACAAGCUUAGGUUUCCUUAGAGUAAGGACUCAGUUACACAUAACCAAGAAACAAACUAUCUGCCUCACUUCAUUUGAACUCUGCUUUCCUUCUUACACGGAGCACAUUUGGGCAUGGCAAAGCACAGCAACUGCAUUAAAACUCUCUGCAGUCUAUGAACAUCAUCUCUUACCCCAACACCUCUGCCUUAAGCAGGCUGUAGACAAAGCAGCCCAAAUGGCACACGCCAGUCAAAAAAUAGAGAUGAGAAACAGGGAGUAGAGCUCUGCCUCCCAAAUGCCCUUGGCGUGUCUCACAUAUCUGGCAGACAGAUCAGGAAUUCAGUGUCGCAGCCUGAUUAACCUCCAGUCAGUUUCUAGUUUAAUUUGAAAGAAAUAGGAUAAAUUUACAUUAUUUUAAUGUGCAUCCAGAUCACAGAAUCACAGAAUCACAGAAUUGUAGGGGUUGGAAGGGACCUCCAGAGAUCAUCGAGUCCAACCCCCCUGCCAAAGCAGGUUCCCUACAGUAGGUCGCACAGGUAGCACAGAUGUUGAGCUCCUUACUGCUAAGACACUUCAAUGCAAGUUCACUGUAACUAGACAAUGUAAAACAUAGAUGUUUCAAACUAAGUCUUAAUGCUGAAGUGACUACAGAGAAUAAGGCCUCUGAAUCUGCAGCACUGCUUCCUGACUUAAUUGAACAGCACCUUGAACCAUUUUGACUUACAGACUCCUAUGGACGCUGCACAGGAUUGGCACUGUACCGUAAGCUCCUCUUGCUAUGCACCCAGAAGCAGCUUCCAAACAUCUUUGUCCAACCAAUUAUUCCACUUUUCAAGAUAGAAAGCCCCCAGUUUUCAUAUUAAAAUCACAGUUCCUUGGAAUCCUUCUUGAAUGUGGUUGAGACUUGCGUGCGUAAGACUCUUAGGAUGUGGAAAAAAUUUAGCCUAUAGUUUGUGAUUCAUUUUCAGUAAACUGCUCUAAGCAGAUGCUAUGAAAUUUGCACCCACCGCUGACUAAAAUACUGACAUGACUCCCCAAUGGUAGCUUUUUUUACCUCUUGCAUGGCAGCUCACACCAGACUCUCCCAGUAGUUGCUUUAAGCAGACGUGUGACCUUCGUUAUGCAUUAUUACAGUCCUUUGAGCAAUAAUAAGGUUGGGUUCAAAUAUGAUUUGUAUCUGGGAAUGAGUUUUUACAGAAAACUCGAGCACAGAUUCAGUAAUGCUUUACAGCGCAACUUUCUUGCAGAAUUGAUGUCAUCUGAAGUUACAGUGUCAGGUGGCAUAAGAGAUGGCCAUUACAAACCUGCAUCUGAGAAAGCAGAAGCCCUGUAGCCUGUGAGCAGCGCUGUUGUUCUGGAGGACCAACAUGACAGUGCUGGCUUGGUGACACGCACACUUUUCCUGCAGUGCUGUGCAGCCAUUUCUCCACCACAGGCGUUUUGCUCUCACCAGGAGCGCUGUCUGCUCUCCCUACCCAGCUGCUGAAUGCUGCACAGUCUUUCACAGUCACAUUCUUUUUGAAGAAGCAAUACAAACUGUGCUGUGGUGCCAGUGCUCUUGUGAGAAACCAUUUAUUUCUAAGCAUGUAACAUGGCAGGUGUAAAAGCAAAACAAGAAGGCUUUUUUAUUUCCACGUAGAAACAACCAACAAACAGUUCACAUUGCUAACAGAGCUCCCUGGAGCUGAGCACAGUGCUACCAACCGUGGAGCCCAAACCCAGAGGAACAGCUGCAGCUUCCUCUGCUUCAGGAGCCACCCGGCAUUCUUUCCUCAGUUGUGCAAUACUGUAUCUUUAGCUAUUAGUUUAACAGCAGCAACAAACUCCCAUUUGGAAAAACUUUGACCUUCUUGGCAAACAUUCUUAGAACCCUGAAGUACUUGUGUAGACAAUAUUCUCUCCGAGACAUCAUUUUUGUAUUUCAAAAAGUAAUGUCCUAUAACUCCACUGUAAAACCAUGUACAGUUACAGAAAAGACAGAAGUCAAUACUGACCAUUACCACAAUGUAACAAAAGCAUUGGUGAAACCUCAGCCUGGGUACUGGAGGUUUCUGCACCUCUUCUAAUUUGUCUCUAAGAGACUAUCUGAAAGACAGCCAAAUGUAAAUACGUCGUAACGUUAGCUGGAGAACAAAAGGUGGCAGUGCUCUGUCAUUCUAGAUGUACAGGAUGUAACUACAGUAUCUUCACUGUGUAGUAGAUGUGUCUAGGAUAAUUGUUCAUGCAAUUGCAAAUUCUGUAUUGCUGUCAAUUAAAAGUGUAAACUACUGAAACCUUGGCCUUGCUGGUAUGAAUAAAGUGGUUAAAAUACCCAUCUUUACAGA